UGAUGUUUACGGAAGCUCACGCCUACUGCUGGUUCUGCCGGCUACUGAAGAUGUUCUUUUGUGGCUGCUUUUUGUAAUUUUGCAAGUUAACCCCCGCCAAACAAAACAAUUGGCCUGAUAUAAAUCUGGAACAUAUUCUUGUCUUGCGUGCUUGCUAAUAUACCGGUUCUCACAGAUUUUCCGACAUGUUAAUUAAGGUUUGCAGCAUUUUGCUUUUGGCAACUUUAUGUGGCGAGACAGCGGAAUGUAUUCAGGAUGCAAGUCCUGUAUUACAACAAGGCACGGUAGAGUCCACGAGCUGGAAUCUACACGUCCAACUUGGGACAAAUUCUUCCAAUUCCACCGAGUUGGCGUAUGGUUUCAUAUCAUGUGGAGUGGCCGUGCUCUUUUACGGAAGUAACUUUGUCCCGGUGAAGAAAAUCAACACCGGAGACGGACUAUUUUUCCAGUGGGUGUUGUGUGCUGCGAUCUGGACUGUGUCUUUGGUGGUGAACAUCAUCCUGGGAUCACCUGACUUCUGGCCCCUAGCCAUGGUAGGAGGAGCCGUGUGGGCUACAGGUAACAUCACUGUAGUCCCCAUAGUGAAGACAAUAGGCCUGGGCAUGGGGCUCUUGAUCUGGGCCUCCUUCAACCUCCUGAUUGGCUGGGCCAGCUCCAGGUUUGGAUGGUUUGGUAUAGAUCCAGAGGAGGUGGCCAAACCAACACUCAGCUACUACGGAGCUGCACUCUGUCUACUCAGUGCGCUGACCUUCUUCUUCGUGAAGAGUGAUGUGAACAGACAAUCUUCCAGCCCAGAGGAGGCGCCCCUCCUGGUGGACAGCUGUGUGAACUCAGACGGUGGCUCCAUGUCGGAUGAGUCGUGGGUGGACAGACUGGCCCCUCGGAAAAAACGCCUGGUGGGGUCCUUUCUGGCGGUUCUAGCAGGUCUUCUCUACGGGUCCUCCUUCAUUCCGGUUCUCUACAUAAAGAACCAGGCUGCCAAGCCACACAGUCCCUUCGCUGGUGCCAGCCAGUUUGACCUGGACUAUGUGUUUGCCCAGUUCAGUGGGAUCUUCCUGACCAGCACGGUCUACUUCCUGACCUACUGUGCUGUCAUGAAGAACAAACCUAAGGUCUACCCUGGAGCUGUGCUGCCUGGCUUCGUGUCAGGUGUUAUGUGGGGAGUGGCCACAUGCUGUUGGUUUCUGGCAAACACCUACCUGAGUGCUGUGGUCAGCUUCCCCAUCAUCACCACGGGUCCUGGUCUAAUUGCUGCAUUGUGGGGAGUGUUGGUCUUUAAGGAAGUGAAGGGCUGCUGUAACUUCAUGGUUCUGGGAGUAGCCUUCUCGCUGGUCUUGACAGGAGCCCUGCUGACGGCAUUCUCCAAGGUGUAGCGCCAUGUCCGACCACUAGGGGGUGCAGACGGCCCGGGAAUCCUUGCUUUAUCCGAAUCACUCCUAAUGUUUAUCUCACUGUAGCAGCUCCUCUGCAGGGAUGUGGGACACAGGGGGCAUUUGAUACUGAAUGACUAUGAGGGACCAUAAUGAAUCACAGAGGGACUAUAAUGGAUCACUGAGGGCCUGUUUAUCUGGGGGGUUCUUAAGAGAGAAUGUGUUAAACUGUGGAUCUUUGUGUUUAAGAGGCAGUCUCUGUGUGUGUGUGUCUAGAGUUGUGAGAGAGUACGUGUUUAUGUUCUUAGAGAGUACGUUUGAGAAUGUGUGCAUGUCACGCUGUGUGUGUGUUUGUGUCGUGAAUGUGAGACACAGGAGUCCUGCAGCGGUUUUGAGUGUGAAAAUAAAUCAACCUGUUUAUUACUA
This is a messenger RNA of Hypomesus transpacificus, 1796 nucleotides long. It is a transcript of the gene tmem144a, whose product is annotated as transmembrane protein 144a. Gene Ontology annotation, molecular function: carbohydrate transmembrane transporter activity. The transcript is spliced from 12 exons. Lineage: Eukaryota; Metazoa; Chordata; Actinopteri; Osmeriformes; Osmeridae. Bases 186 to 1373 code for a protein of 395 amino acids. Gene Ontology annotation, cellular component: membrane. The record is from RefSeq and is a predicted model, not a curated record. Gene Ontology annotation, biological process: carbohydrate transmembrane transport.